This is a messenger RNA of Dovyalis caffra, 1428 nucleotides long. The record is from the annotation of a GenBank genome assembly. NCBI's taxonomy places the organism in Eukaryota, Viridiplantae, Streptophyta, Magnoliopsida, Malpighiales, Salicaceae.
AUGUUGAAGAAGGGAUUUUCUAAAACUGCAAUUCUGUUCCUCGUGUUGAUGGUAUUCUUCUUCACUUCCCAAAUAAAUAUUUCAUUGCUUUCAAGAUCAAAAGUAUUUGUGGCUUCUUCAAUAUCCAAGAGUAAACCAGGCCCUGUAAGCGAGAAUCGAAAAGAAAAGCCAGCAGCACAUUCACCUACACAUUCAGGUAUUGUAAGCAAGACAAGGGAAGACAGGCGAGCACGCUCGCCUCUCCAUUCAGAGGUCAAAAGAGCAAUCACAUGCGAUUGCUCUCACAGAGACUAUGAUCUGUGGUCCAUCAACGGCCCAACGCUCUUGGAUCCAAUCACUUCAACAUUCUUCACAAGGGGCCCCACAAACUCGACCCCACCAGACUUUGCAGUAAAAUUUCGUCCUUACCCUCGGAAGACGGAUCAAAAUGCCAAGUCCAAGGUCAACGAACUAACACUCACCUCAGCUCCACCAAAAUCCUCUUGUGGAAUCACACAUUCUAGUCCAGCCAUAGUAUUCAGCACGGGCGGGUAUACAGGAAACUUCUACCAUCAGUUCAACGAUGGGUUCCUUGCUCUCUACAUCACCAUCAACUCUCUCUCUCUAAAUCGAGAUGUCAUCCUAGUGGUCACCAAUUGGAGUGAAUGGUGGGCCCAAAAAUAUGGUGAUCUACUGCGUCAAUUUACCAAGCACCCCAUCAUCAACAUGGACAACCAGACCAGGACACAUUGCUUCCCAUCAGCAAUCAUAGGGCUCAUGACGCACGGUCCCUUAGUCGUGAAUCCCACAUUGCUACCCCAGCACAAAACACUCCUUGAUUUCCAUGCUCUCCUAGAAAAGACAUAUAGUCCCCGAGGGAAAUAUGUUCCAUGGUUUGAUAAAUCAAAGGGUGCUAGGCCACAGCUUGUUUUGGUGAACAGAAAAAAUGGUGUUGGUCGUGAGAUCUUGAAUUUAAAACGAGUUCUCGAGGAAAUUGAAAAGGUUGGAUUUAAAGCAAUUGUGUUUGAGCCAAAACGAAAUGGUUCUGUGCGUGACACGUAUAGGAUACUCCAUGGAAGCCAUGCAAUGUUAGCAGUACAUGGUGCUGCAAUGACGCAUUUAUUGUUUCUAAGAGUUGGAAUGGUGUUGGGUGAAAUAGUGCCAAUUGGGACAGAUUGGCUUGCUAAGACAUUUUAUGAGAAGCCGGCUAGAGUUUUGGGAUUAGAGUACAUGAAAUAUAAGAUUGAAGUUAAUGAAAGUAGCUUGGCAGAAAAGUAUGGAGCUAGUGACUUGGUGCUGAAGAAUCCUUCAGCUUUUGUUAACGGAAAUUGGACAAAAGCAAAGGUAUACAUGAAGACCCAAAAUGUCAAGCUUGAUACGGUUAGGUUUCGGAGAUACUUAAAGGAGGCUUACGCGAAAGCUAAGAGAUUCAUGGACAAGCAAGGCUAG